AGUGAUGGCGAUCGCCGUGGGCCGUUCGGCACCGUGCGCGAUCCAGGGGCAGAGCGAAAACGCGAGCGAGGUUUAAAGUUAGUGCCGCACACCACGGAGCGUAGUUAAUGUGUAGGAGAAACAGCUCAGCCCGGCACGUGGGAAAAUCCCGGGCUCACCAUGGAUGCGACCGGCCACAGCGUCUUCCUCCUCCAGCAGCUGAACAUGCAGCGGGAGUUUGGCUUUCUGUGUGACUGCACAGUUGCCAUUGGAGAUGUUUACUUCAAAGCCCACAGAGCGGUGCUCGCUGCUUUUUCAAGCUAUUUUAAGAUGAUAUUUAUCCAUCAGACGAGUGAAUGCAUAAAGAUUCAGCCUACAGACAUCCAGCCUGACAUAUUUAGUUACUUGUUGCAUAUUAUGUACACCGGGAAAGGGCCGAAACAGACUGUCAGCAAGAGCCGACUGGAGGAGGGCAUCCGCUUUCUCCAUGCAGACCACCUCUCCCAUAUCGCAAUUGAGAUGAACCAAGUGUUAUCUCCAGAGCUGGUGCAGUCUUCAAAUUUGUAUGGGAUCCAGAUCUCGACCACACACAAACCAGCAAAGGAAUGCCUGGGAACGAAGGAGAGCCUGCCCAAGGCGGGCAGCAGGCCUGCUGCCCAAGGUGAUCACCCCCAGCUGCAGCUCUCCCUGGCCAUCGGCCUGGAUGACAGCUCCCUGGACCAGCAGGUUGCUUGCCCCUCCGCUCAGCCCGCUGCUGUCACUAAGCCAGCAGAAGAGCAUCCGAAGCUCUCGGUCUCCAUAAAGCAGGAGAGGUGUGAUUCGGAGCCUGUGGUGUCCCAGAGCUGCACCCAUCCUUCUCCAGAGGUAGCGAGCCCCAUCUUUGCUAAGGCCAGCCUCAAGGUGCACUUGUGUCACUAUUGCGGGGAGCGUUUCAGCUCCCGGGGGGGACUGCGGCAGCACUUGCACACCCAUGUCUCGGGCUCACUGCCGUUUGGCGUGCCAGCCUCCAUCCUCGAGAGCAGCGACCUGGGAGAGGUGCAGCCUUUGGCUGAGGACAGGGAGGCUAGGGAUGGCCACCGGCUGGGGACCUUCCUCCUGAAGGAGGAUGCCCAUCAGCUGGAGCAUCCGAGGUGCAGCGACCUGGACCCUCUGCAGAUCAGCCAGCUCUCACUCAUCUCCAAGGACCAUGAACCAGUGGAGUUGAACUGCAAUUUUUCUUUCUCAAGAAAGAGAAAAAUCAGUUGUACCAUUUGCAGCCGCACGUUUUUCCGGAAGAGCCAGCUGCUUGAGCACAUGUACACACACACAGGGAAACAGCACAAAUACGGACGCUGCCAGCGGCUGGAGAGCCCUGCAACCCCCAGGUUUCAUCCUUACUGUGACAGUGAGAGCACAGGCAAGAGCUCCAGUUUACCUCAAGACCACUUAGAUGAAUGUAUACUGGAGUCAGAUCUCAUCCAAGAGAGCGUUGAUACAAUCCUGGUAGAGUAGUUCUUCCCCUGUGCAGCCUUCAGAUAUUGAAACUGAGUAUUUUGGCAUUCUCUGCAUAGUGAGUGACUGCUCUCUGCAGCUGACUUUCUUCAGCCACCAUUCCCGUCACCUCUGAGAUGACUGUGAAGAACUGUGUACUUUGAUCUGUGUACUUGCUUUUUUACUUCUCUAACUUUCAAACUGAAGCUAAUUCCCACCCAAGUCCUACUUGGAAUCCUCCAUGUAACUCAGUUACAUUUUUGGUAAAUGUGAAUCUAUUCCUGCUCUGCUUUACUAGAGUUAAGCCUGUGUUGCUGGGUGUGAGGUUUAAACUUUGCUAAUAUGCUGUGCGGUGCCUAGGACUGUUUGUAUCCCAUAUAGUUGCUUUUCUGAAACUAGAUUGGGUGGAAACAUAGAGGGAAAUAUGUGUUGAAUUUCCCAAAGAGUUUGCUUUUAAUUAAGUAUCUCAAGGAGAUGAAUCCUGAUGUUUGUAUCGUAUAACUGUAGUUAAUAAAUCUCUGCAUAAAUACAUGCAGGAGCCGUAAGGCUGGUCUUUUCGCGGGAACUGGCAGUGCUGAUGGAGGGGUGGCAACUUUUGCUCUGACAGCCCCUGGAGUCCUGUCAGUACAAUCUUUUACUUUUGGACUCGAGGUUUGCAUGUAUUUUUCUUCAUUCCUAUGCCUCCUUGACAGCUGCUACUGCAUAAGCAGAGACAAAUUUUGAUGCCCCUCUAAGACCACAUCCCAUUAUUGGACCAUCUCUGCAAGGACGAAUGAAAGCUGCAAAGAUGUGUUCUCUCAGAGAGGAGGCACAUCCUAACCUGAGUCUUUGUGGGAUUAAAUGGCACACAUUGAUUUUCUCAGCAAAAAUGAUUUCUGACUAUUAUAAACAGCUUGGUGCAAACACGUUCUUAAACAUUACAGUCUGUGUGUUUGGUGUGAGCAAACACAUAAUGUGUUAUUUCUUCUCUGCUUAUGGAGUCACCACACAUCUUUUUGCCUUUCAUUUGUCAUUACUUGAUAUCUGAAGAGUAAUGAAUUAUCCAAGAAGGCUUAAAAAUUAUAUGCAUUCUUCUUGGAUUCAUGUUUUGUCCCUCUAGUUUUUCACCUGAGAUAUGCUCAGCUUCCUACCAAAUGGACACCCCUCAAGAGAUGCUCAUAAUCAGAAGGCCUCAAAGAGGCCCACAAAGUUCUUACAAGUGCAAAGGUUUCUUCUGCAGUGAAGAGCAAAAGCCCCGAGAGCUGCUCCUGUAAUCUCAUUACCCAGUUUUUGAGAAGCUGGAGGCUCCCUGCCAGUCCUGGUGUGUUGAGUCAUUGCCUUCGGAAAGGGGGAGCCUGAACAAUGGUGAGGAACUGUCAAAGUGCCCUCUCCAAAGCUCUUUGUAGUCAGGACCCUCGACCUGUCUUCUUUGAAACUAUCCUGAAGCAAGAGCUACAAGUAAAUCGCUGCCGAAUGAAAAGACCAUCUGAGGUCUUUGUGAGGGCAGCUGCUGCUUCUCCUGGGCAGGGAGCUGCACACUCCAGGGGAGGGAUUGGUCACUGAGAGCUGCCAAAUUGUGUUUUAAGACAAAGGGGAAAAACAGCCUCUGAGGCUGCCCGGAUGAUGUUACAAAAUGCAUGCCGCGGUUUGGUGUGUGCUUGCCUCUUAGACAGAGGGCUCCUCUCACUGCAUGUACCCAUCAAAGCUGGUCUGGUGUGAAUGCAUUGUAACUCUGCUUAAAAAGCCUUUCUUUAAUACAAGUAAAGCAACAAAACCCUGCUGACAUCCAGGCCUGCAAAUGCUGUAUCUAAGCAUGUAGUGCUGCACGUGGAGUGCUUCCUAGAAGAGAGCCUUCUGGGUCUUUCACAGGGUAAUCCCACCAGUUUACUCGCACCCAGACUGCUUAUAACUGGGGCCAAUGUCCUCUGGCUUCCACUGAUCUCUAUUUCUACAUGAUGGUAAAAAAACACAAAACAACCAAACCAUAAAAAAUGGUAUUUUAUUAUCAUUCCCUAUUUGUGUGCAACACUUUGCCGAGUGGGCUGGCUUCUCUGGGUGCUGCUGCUUCCCUUGGGUUCCCACAUUUAUUUUAAGAACAAAAAGGAGUAUCUGCUGGGUUGGGUAUAGCUGUAGACAAAAGCUAAAAGUGAGUUUCCAGACUAUUCAGUCAGUAGAUGAACAUCUUGGAACUUUAGACGCCUAACUUCCUUGAACUAGUUGAUGCUGAAAGUCAAACAGCCCUUGACGUCUCUGCAAAGAUAACUGGGUACUGGUAAUAGAGCUCAGUACUGGGGAUGGCAGGGGGGACAGCAAGCAGCAGUGCCCAAAGGCAUCUCUGGGACAUGCUGGUCACCUUCAGGUUUGUGGCAAGGAUUGUUUUGUUCACUUGUUGGUUAUUAAAAGGGAGCUUUAAUAAAAACUGGGGGCUUGGGUAGAAGAUCCAAAUGUCUAUCAGCAAUAUGUAUGUAUGUCUUGUAGGAGUGACUCCAGAGUACUGACUGCAAGUACAUCCUUAAGGCUGAAAUCAUCCUGAAAUCAGAA
This is a messenger RNA of Pezoporus occidentalis (night parrot), 3969 nucleotides long. RefSeq names its product zinc finger and BTB domain containing 25 (gene ZBTB25). The coding region runs from base 160 to 1470 and encodes 436 amino acids. Gene Ontology annotation, molecular function: DNA-binding transcription factor activity, RNA polymerase II-specific; protein binding. Gene Ontology annotation, cellular component: nucleus. Gene Ontology annotation, biological process: regulation of transcription by RNA polymerase II. NCBI's taxonomy places the organism in Eukaryota, Metazoa, Chordata, Aves, Psittaciformes, Psittacidae. The transcript has 3 exons. The record is from RefSeq and is a predicted model, not a curated record.